Molecule: messenger RNA, 4002 nt
Organism: Zygosaccharomyces rouxii
Lineage: Eukaryota; Fungi; Ascomycota; Saccharomycetes; Saccharomycetales; Saccharomycetaceae
Exons: 1
Coding region: 1-4002 (1333 amino acids)
Source: RefSeq, a predicted model, not a curated record
AUGUCGCAAUCCUCUAAGGAUAAGCGAUCUUUACAAUCGUCAACGUCUUCUUCCACUGAGAAGACAGUUACCGUUCCCUCAGUGUCGCUGGCGUACACACCUAGAAUUGCUGGACCAGAACUCUAUGUAUAUACAUUGAAACUAUUACUACUGGAAUAUACUAAUGAACCUAGAUUUCGUAAGUUUCAGGCAGCUGCCGGUUCUCCUCAGCCGACUGCAGUACAACAGCAGCCGCCACUGGUAAGACGUACACCUAGAAGAAACUUUAGCGGUGAAGACGAGACUAGUCGUAUAUUUCAGAUUUCGAAUGGAUUCAAAAAUACUCCUAAUAAAGUUAUUAAAGAAAGCGAUUGUCUUCAGGAUGCUUUACCACGUUUAGAGAAUCAAUUGAGUAAAAUUGCCAUUAAGGAAGUUAAGAUCAGUAAUGAAAAUCUAAGAAGAAGUCUACUGAAAUUUUACAAUGAUGUGUUUUUAAAUCCAAGCAUGAGAUCUACCUUGGACUAUAUGGAAAGAUUCGAAGAGCUAGUGGUGCAUUUCACGAAAGCUGCCAACGGUGAACUGAAUAAACUAGUGAUAGGUAACGUCCAGAAAGAAUUACAUGCACAAGUCUCUUUUUUUAUCGAUUUGGUGAUUAACAUCUCGAAAAAUCUACCUACAGAGUUGGUAAUUAAAUUACAACGGUAUAAGGAAUCUUCAACACCUCAAAGACAUCGUUUUAGAGAAGUUCGCACGCCUUCUAAUGAUACUUCUACUUCUACUGCAUCUUCAUCUUCAUCUGCAUCUUCAUCUGCAUCUUCAUUAGCAUCUUCUCGUGCCACUCCUCGUAUACCAAGUAUAGAAAAGCCAACUCCCCCUAAGCCUACAUUUAGAUUAGAGGAAAUUACGCAUUCUGGUUUUUUCAAAGAAUUGUUUGGAGUGGAUGAUAUCAAGCUACAGCAAGAUGUGGUUAAAGUCAUUAAGGAACCGCUGGCUGACAUCUAUUGUAAAGAAUUAAGUGCCAUUGGUGAUAGUAUUAGGAAAGGUACAGGAGCAUUACAAAUGAAGGAUUUCCCCUCUGAAAAGGAUUACAAUUUGUGGGCCAAUAUCGAACUUAGCGAAAUUGGAUAUUUAAAGGACAAAUUUAAUCCGGAAGGUAAACCCUCUAAUCCAACUAGUAUGCCACAUUCUAUGGUUCCAGAAAAUCCAAGGGAUGCAUUUGUUGCACUUUCCUGUCGUAUCUUUAAACAUGAAAAUUCAGUUUCAAUGAAUGCCUUAAACCUUUCAAAAUCAGCAUUGUUUUUCUUACAAAGGGCUUCCAAAUGUUGGAGAGUAGAAUUCUUUUCAACUCUUUCAUGUCUAGUGUACACGGCGGCUAACUUGAGCAUUUUACAAGACUCUGAACUCAACGAAAAACUCACAGAAAACGUUUUCAAUUUUAUGCAAUCAAAAAUCCUACGCUCGGAGAUCCACAUGGAUACCAGUAUGUGGAACGACGUCGAUCAACAACAAUGGAUUGUUAAUUUAUAUCAUACUUCUAACCAAUGUGUUAUGUCUCUGGAUAACUUGUUGUCAGCGUUAUAUUCAUUUACCAAACCAAAAUUUUCACCAAUUCUUUCCUUCUACUACACAUAUAUUGAAGCGGAUCCUGCGAUGAUUUUAUUCAAAGAACUUACAGGUGGACUUGAUUUUGAUGUUAAGAUAAAGAAAAGAUUACGCAAGACAAUUUUUAAGGCAAGUGAAGACUACUACCUCUCACUCCUUGAUAAAGUACCUAAGGACAAAUCAAUUGAAAUCCAACAUGUACAAAACGUAGGAGAAUUGAUCAUAAAAGAGAUACAGAGUUUACAAAAGAGGUACAACAAGCCAUUAUUAGACAUUAUCAACAUACCAUUUGAGUCUGCCUCAGUUUUAAUUCAAGCUUUCGCUUCGGAUGCUCCGGUUAUGAUCCGAAGAGUCGAAAAAUACACAAGCGUAGGCCCGACGGACGCUCUAGAGAUGUACGAUGUGUUCAAAGAAUUAAGAAAUAUCUACUCACAAGUUCAAACAAAAAAGGCUUUCCCCAUAAAUGUGGAAAAACUUUUUACCAAAUAUUUGUCACAACUCUGUGAUGAAGCGAGUGCUAAAGUUUUGGGGGUUAUUAAGGAAUCCAUUAAAAAUGAAAAUUGGGAACCUGUGAACCCAGAAGUUCACUAUAGUGCCUCAGUGGUAGAUAUUUUCAGAAUGAUUAACGCAUCAAUCGGGUUAUUCAAGCGGUUGGAAUGGCAAAAUAAUUACCAAAUUGCUAAAAUUAUUACAUUCCUUCUCAAAUCAUUUUCUGACGGAUUGCACUAUUAUGCUGGUGUAAUCUUAAAGAUGAUUGAAGAAGAUCUUUCCGAUGAUACUUCGGAAUUUAUAAUUUCUGAAGACGACAAUAAGGAAAACAAUUUGGGUAGUGAAAAAUCGAAAACAUCAUGGAUGGAUGGUAUGAAAAGUGCUCUCAGAAAUUCUCAACCAAUAGAAUUACCUAAACCUUAUCAAUUCAAACCUCAAACAUGUGUUCUUUUGAAUAAUUUGAACUCUGUCAUCGAAAAGUUGAACGAUUUGGAUGCGCAAUUGAACCUAGAAGAAUUGUCUGAUACUAUCAAAAUAUUUGAGAGCAAACACCAAAAGACAAAGAGCAUUGCAAAUAAUAUCGAACAACAACUGCAUCAAUUGUAUACCAUUAGAGUAAUUGGUGCCGAAAACAUCAGAGGCUUCAGCAGCAUCGAUGGACUCUCCAACCCUACCCUUUCUCUUGUGGAUACUUCACAACAACGUGAAAUUGCAAAGACAAAAAUCAUCCGUAAAUCCAUCAAUCCUGUCUGGGAUGAAGAAUUUGAAAUGGAAAUUCCCGUUGGAAAUACACGAACUAUAGCCCUAACAAUUUGGCAUCGACCUUCAGGAAAGUUGCGUAGAAGUAGCCAUGAAGUGUGCGGGAAGUGCUCUUUCCUCUUGGAUUCUAAAAGGUAUACUGAUGACGGGUUCCCUAAUGCGGUCACAUUGGAUCUCGACACACAGGGUAAAGUGUUUCUUGAGAUUUCGUUAGAAAGUGAAAAAUUAGAUGCUGUCUUUUGUAUUGGUAGGGCUUACAGAACAGUUUCUAGAGCUCUGGAUAGGGCCAUUGAACUAAUUACACAUAAAUUUUCUGCUUUCGUCAAUUUUGCAUUUUCUAGAUCCACUCUGAAGGCAGUUUGUGGUACCCAUGGUACUACACAAUCACCAAAAGGUGUUAUUUAUGAUGCCAUUGUUCCAUUAUUUGAUUAUUUGAAUGCCAAUUUGAAUAUUUUAGCUUCAAAAUUGACGCAGCAGCUGUUAUUCAGAAUCAUGCUGCGAGCAUGGUCUUCCAUCCUGGCUGCUGCUGACGGCUUACUCCUACCGUCAUUAUCGAUGGCGAAAAUUAAAAAGUUGCAAAGCACCAAAUCCUUAUGGGGGAAUGCAAUGCAUGCCCUUGGUAAUUCCUCUGUAGUCGGAUAUGGAAGACCCCUCACACAACGUGAGAUAGAAGUUAUUUUCAUUUGGCUGAAUGCCCUUUGUAUCGAUUUCUUCCAUAAUGGUGGUGAAGGUCCUCCAUUGGGCGAUCUCAAAAACAAGUACUAUCAAACAAUUUUACUCAUCCCAGUUUACUAUGAUGAAAGUAUUUCUGCAUUAAAAAAAGAAGCAGAAAGAUUGGCACCUGAAUAUACUAAAUAUUUACAACAAAAGACAUUGGAAACAAAUUCUCCUAGGGCAACAAGUACGAGAUCCAAGACAAUCGCAAGGAAGAAGACAAUCAUGGCAAAUGCCACCAGAAAGAACAGAAAGAAAGCGGAGAUGGAUGUACAAAACGAUGAAAGUGAUCCUUUGGAAAGGUCCGCAGAAACUUUGGACAUUGUUCUGAGAACAUUAAUGGCUAAAGAUGAAGUAGAAUAUGUUCAAAAGCAACUGCACAAUAGGAAGAAAAUCAGAAAAAGUCUUACGACGGAAAGGCGGGUUCAGGCGGCUAUCAGAGGCCAAAAAAUCAAAUAG